Molecule: messenger RNA, 1669 nt
Organism: Zeugodacus cucurbitae (melon fly)
Lineage: Eukaryota; Metazoa; Arthropoda; Insecta; Diptera; Tephritidae
Product: lipase member H-A
Exons: 9
Coding region: 409-1431 (340 amino acids)
Biological process (GO): lipid metabolic process
Molecular function (GO): lipase activity
Source: RefSeq, a predicted model, not a curated record
AUAAUGUGAUCAGUGCUUGCUCACAUCUGCGGCCGGUAACAACUUGUUGGGCAAACGCGCAUAUUUAGCUUUGUGACUGCGCGUAAAGUGGCGUAUACGAAAUUGUUUUGGCGUAUUUUCAAAGUGAGCAGUGCCUUAACAUUACUUAAGAAAUCUCAGAAAAUAUAUUGAGCAAUUAACAGUUUUAACAAACUGAAAGUUACAAUAAGCUAAUAUCAAGUUGGCAAACUGUAAACUGAUUAGUUUACAACGGAAGACUGCUACUUCCACUUGGCCUACGUAUAAACAACCAACUUAUUAUUCAAGCGGGUAAAGAACUGAAUUGAAUCGUAACCCGACUACUGUGUUGUUGUAAGAUUGGCAAAAAUUUCAGUUUUGCAAGAACUCAAACAAAAGGACACUUCAACUAUGUUUACACCAGUGAAAAUUAAGUCAAGAUUAUUAAUGGGCUUGAAAACUGCCCAUGCAGAUCUAACAAUUGCGAAGUUCAUACUCUUUUAUGGUCCAACCUUUGCCGACAGCAAUAUUUUUAAUCUAGAUGACUACAAAUCGCUGCUGGAGGAUUCAAAUUUCUGUAAAACAAAGAAAACCGUGCUGUAUAUACAUGGUUAUCUGGAGGAUGCGGACAUUGAGAGUGUACAUGUAAUUGUGGAUGCAUAUCUGCAGCGGGAUGAUGUCAAUCUCAUUGUAUUGGAUUGGGGUGAAUUGGCUAAUGGCAAUUAUAUGUUUGACGCCGUGGUCAAUUGUAAGCAGCUUGGGUCUGUUGUGGCUCGGCAUUUGAUUGGCAUGUUUGAGAUGGGCUUGGAUAUAGACAAAUUCCACAUAGUUGGACAUUCACUUGGCGGACAAAUGUCCGGCAUAAUAGGACGAGAAGUGUACAGGCGUAAUGGCAAAACGAAAAAACUACCCAGACUCUCCGCAUUAGAUCCUGCAUUUCCUUUAUUUUAUGGUACGUUUUCGAAUCAUUUGAGUAAACACGAUGCAGAAUUCGUUGACGUAAUGCACACUGAUGCGUGGAUAUACGGCGCUCCAGUGAGUACUGGCACUGCAGAUUUUUGGCCAAAUGGUGGUACCACAUUACAGCCUGGCUGCCCAAAAAGAAAUUAUAAACCGCUUUCUGAUAACGAUUUAUCCAGUCAUCGCCGAUCUUGGUGGUUUUGGGCCGAAAGCGUCAAGAAAGAAUUUCCUAAUAAUUUCUAUGCAGUUAAGGCGAAGAACUGGUCGGAUUUUAAAAAUGGCAAAUAUGAAGAUAAUGCAGAGCAGCGUGCUGUGAUGGGUCAUGACUGUCCUACAAACAUAACUGGAGACUACUAUUUACAAACUAAUGGCAUACCACCUUAUGCAAGAGAUAUCGCUGGCAUAACUUAUGUCCAUCCCACAAAACUGGUUGGAAACAGUAACGCCGAAGACGUUGAGCCGUCGAAAACAUAAUGCAUAGAUCUCUUGAUAGAAUUUUUUAGAUGUUAAAAAUUUCUCAUUUUAUAUAAAAUCUUGUAAAUAUUUUAAUAUGUAUAUUAUUUAUUAACAUAUGUAUAUGUAUGUACAUAUAUAGAUGCAUUUGUAAGCAAUUUUUUUGUAUAAUUUUUUAUAUACAUACAUAUGUAAAUAAAAACUUUGUGAGAUUUCAAAAGGUCUGGAAACUUAAAAUAUAACAUACUUUUAAUGCUUU